Messenger RNA from Prorocentrum cordatum, 1048 nucleotides. NCBI's taxonomy places the organism in Eukaryota, Dinophyceae, Prorocentrales, Prorocentraceae. The record is from the annotation of a GenBank genome assembly.
GUAAGAACCCGAGGAGGGGAGGAGCCCUGGAGGUGAGGAGGCGUAUCCCUGGGACCCCGCGGACGCUGCGAGCGUCGCAGGCCCACCCAACCUCACCUCGCCGCACAUGUGCACAAGGGCAAUGACCCCCGAGGCACGCCAGGGUGCCGCAACAGACAGGGCUACCUUGGGCCGACAGCGCGGCCAGGGCUGGACGCGGCUCGCAGAGCCGCGGGGGUGAAACAGCGGAGCCUGGCUCGCUUCCGUGCCAGGCUCGCGGAGCCCCUCGCGGCACCGCUCCCGCCUCCUGGGCCAGGCUCGCGGGGCCCGGGCUGGACCCGCGGAGCCCGGACUGCACGCGCGGGGCCGCUCUCCCCCCCGCAGGGGCCGCCCAACCCGGCAGAGCGCUCGUCCUGGCCGCUGGCCCCGACACCAGCGAGCAGCUUAAGGGGGGAUGCCCCGCCAGCGCACAGGCGUGGCCCCCGUCCCCCAGGGUUCUGUGGAGCCCCGCCGCUGCUGACUCUCGCAACCAGCUGGACGCGCAUCGCGGAACCGCGAGGGUGAAACCACGAAGCCUGCUAGGCUCGCCGCGCCGCUCGGUCCCAGCGCUGGUCUCUUCGUAGACCACUCCCUUCUCCAGCUCCCCCGUGGCCAGCGGGCCACCAGCCGUCGGCGAGUCGUUUGGCCACGCUGUCGGCGAGGCAGCUGGCCGCCAGUUGUCGGCAUGCUGUUGGUGAAGGCGUCGGCGAAGCUGUCUGGGAAGCUAUCGGCGAGCGCGGCCCUGAAGCCCUUCGCGUCCCCGGCGUGGUCUGACAGCGCACGGCCGUCCUCCAGCUGCUUGCCCGCCAGCCGUCGGCGAGCGGGCCGCCAGCUGUCGGUCAGCGUGCCGCAUGCCGUCGGCGAGUCUGUCGGCGAAGCUGCUGGCGAAGCUGUCGGCGAAGCUGCUGGCGAAGCUGUCGGCGAAGCUGUAGGCGAGCGCGGCCCCGAAACCCUUCGUGUCCCCGGUGUGUGUGUGUGUGUGUUGCAUGUGUGAAUGUGUGUGCGCGCGCGCUUCGCGCGCUCAGGUUCU